Pseudomyrmex gracilis is the source of this 954-nucleotide messenger RNA. It is a transcript of the gene Prosalpha4, whose product is annotated as proteasome subunit alpha type-7-1. The record is from RefSeq and is a predicted model, not a curated record. The transcript has 6 exons. Gene Ontology annotation, biological process: ubiquitin-dependent protein catabolic process. Bases 122 to 871 code for a protein of 249 amino acids. Lineage: Eukaryota; Metazoa; Arthropoda; Insecta; Hymenoptera; Formicidae. Gene Ontology annotation, cellular component: nucleus; proteasome core complex, alpha-subunit complex; proteasome core complex.
UAUACCAUCUAUACUUGCAAUUUGCAACAAUUUGCUGACUGUAUACCAUAUACUAUUAAAAAGGGUAAAGUCAUUUUGAGGUUUCUGCAAAACACAGUGAAUAUUUUUGACAGUUGGAAUAAUGUCGGCGAGAUAUGACAGAGCAAUUACGGUAUUUUCGCCGGACGGACAUUUGCUCCAAGUGGAAUACGCUCAAGAAGCAGUUAAAAAGGGAUCGACAGCGGUUGGUGUGCGUGGAGCUGGGGUAGUAGUUCUAGGAGUAGAAAAAAAAUCUGUAGCCAAACUGCAAGAAGAACGUACUGUACGCAAAAUAUGUCUGUUGGAUGAUCAUGUAAUUAUGGCCUUUGCAGGUUUAACUGCGGAUGCAAGAGUAUUAAUCAAUCGAGCUCAAGUUGAAUGUCAGAGCCACAAGUUGACAGUAGAAGAUCCUGUUACCUUGGAAUAUAUCACAAGAUAUAUUGCAGGUUUAAAGCAAAAAUAUACACAGAGUAAUGGUCGUAGACCUUUUGGAAUAUCUUGUCUUUUAGCUGGAUUUGAUUACGACGGUACAGCGCAUUUAUAUCAAACAGAGCCAUCCGGCAUAUAUUACGAAUGGAAGGCAAAUGCAACAGGUCGCAAUGCUAAGACUGUUCAUGAAUUCUUGGAAAAGUUUUACACUCCUGAAGAAGUAUCUACAGAAAAAGGUUGUAUAAAAUUAGCGAUUAGAGCGCUGCUUGAGGUAGUACAAUCUGGACAAAAAAAUUUGGAAAUAGCUGUAAUGCGACGCGGACAACCGUUGCAGAUGUUAGAUACAAACACUAUAGGUGAAUAUGUAACAGAAAUCGAAAAGGAAAAAGAAGCAGAGGCGGAAAAGAAAAAGCAGAAAAAGUGAUGUCAUUGUACCCCAUUGUGCACGCUUUUAUUGUAUCUUAUUAAUUUUUCUUAUAAAAUAAAUGAAGUACACAUUUAAGACGA